This is a messenger RNA of Cotesia glomerata, 2396 nucleotides long. RefSeq names its product E3 SUMO-protein ligase PIAS1-like (gene Su(var)2-10). Bases 213 to 1934 code for a protein of 573 amino acids. Gene Ontology annotation, biological process: regulation of transcription by RNA polymerase II; protein sumoylation. NCBI's taxonomy places the organism in Eukaryota, Metazoa, Arthropoda, Insecta, Hymenoptera, Braconidae. Gene Ontology annotation, molecular function: transcription coregulator activity; SUMO ligase activity; zinc ion binding. The transcript has 8 exons. The record is from RefSeq and is a predicted model, not a curated record.
AUCGAGAAUUUACAGAUAAACUUUUAUUUAAUAUACUUUUACCGUGAACCAUAAUACAUAUUUCAUUUGUGAUAAUAAUGUGAUGUUCUACCCCUAAAAGGCCAUAAAAUGUAAUGUGACGCUAAACUAUUAACAGUGAAUAAUUAUUUUUCAAGUAAUCAUUUUAUUAGGGAUUUUAAAAAACGGCAUCCUCAGAUAAGCAACUUACGAGGAUGGCCGAUACUGAUGAAUUGGAGAAUAUGGUAUUAAGUUUUCGGGUCUCUGAGCUUCAGAUGCUUUUAGGUUUUGCUGGUAGAAAUAAGUCUGGACGCAAAAACGAAUUGCAAACACGUGCGUUAGAACUUUUGAGACUUAGAUCUCACCCUGUGCAACUGAAAAUUCGAGAAUUAUACAAAACAAUACAAGCUGAUCAACUUGCAGCUCAUCAAAUGUAUGGACAAUCUGGGGCUGGUAAUGAACCAUCGAUCGAUCAAAACUUACAUCAAAGAUCGGACGAUUCAAGACAACCUCAUACCCGAGCGUGGCCUCGAACGCAAUCAAGGUCAAGUCAACAGCAACCAUCACCUACAUCCCUUUCAUCUAAAGAGCUACCCCCAGCUCAUCAAGCUUCGAUGCCACAAUCGCAAGUUACUAGAUCUGCGGCAGCAUAUCAACCCACAACAUAUAAUAAUGUAACAGCACAGCGUUCUAAUACAAGUGUAUAUCAACCGUAUCCCUAUCCAUCAAAAGUACUUCCACCUACACUACAAAUUCAACAAUCCAGCCAAUAUCCUAUUCAUCCAGAUGUUAGACUGAAAAAGCUACCAUUCUAUGAUUUAUUAGGAGAGCUAUUAAAACCUUCAAGUUUAAUGCCACAAGGCUCGAUAAGAAUUCAAGAAAAUACAUUCCUUUUCCAUUUGACUCCACAACAAGCCAAUGAUAUUGCCAAUUCAAGAGAUUGUCGAGCCGGUAGCAGAAUGGAUUACACAGUUCAAGUACAAAUGCGAUUUUGCUUACAAGAAACUUCAUGUGAGCAAGAAGACUACUUUCCACCAGGCGUUGGUGUUAAAGUUAAUGGCAAACUCUGCCCAUUACCGAAUCCAAUACCUACAAACAAAUCAGGAGUUGAGCCUAAACGUCCACCCCGCCCGGUUAACAUAAGUCCACUAGUGAAAUUAUCACCUACUGUCGGAAACCAAAUUCAAAUAACUUGGUCAGCUGAUUAUGGAAGAAGAUAUGCAGUGGCUGUUUAUCUUGUCCGAAAAUUGACCAGUUCAGAAUUAUUAAACCGAUUAAAGACCAAAGGAGCUCGACAUUCUGAUUAUACUCGAGGACUAAUUAAAGAGAAAUUGAAUGAAGAUGCAGACAGUGAAAUUGCAACAACUUCUUUGCGUGUUUCACUUGCCUGUCCUCUUGGAAAAAUGAGAAUGAGCACGCCCUGUCGUUCUUCUACUUGUUCACAUCUACAAUGUUUUGAUGCAUCAUUAUUCUUACAAAUGAAUGAACGUAAACCAACGUGGAACUGCCCAGUUUGUGACAAACCUGCACUCUAUGAUCAUCUUGUUAUUGAUGGAUAUUUCCAAGAAGUUCUAUUAUCUAAUAAAUUAUUGGCUGACGUCAAUGAAAUACAAUUGUUACAAGAUGGGUCAUGGGAAAAUCUUGUAUCUAAAAAGGAUCGAGAUAAAGAAAAGAGUGAUAAGUCUGACACUAAGUCUCGUCCAAAAAUUGAUGUAGAUACAGUCGAUUUAGAUGAAGGAAAUGUGGCUUCGACGCCCGAAAAGAAAAGUGCUCCAGUAAUCGAUUUGAUUUCAAGUGACGAAGAUGAUGACGACAAUGAUUAUAAAGCCUCUAGUAAGAAAGGUGCUACUCUUUUACCUAAAAAAAGUCAAUCAAAUCACAGUGCGAUUAGUAGUACCAGUGAAUCUCCAGAACUUAUGAUUAUUGAUUUAGAGUAACGUUAAUUUUUUUAAAACGGUAACUUUUUUAUCAAAUUUGAUUAAUGUAUCUUUGUAAAAUGGAUUGUCAGCUACAAUUCAAAUAAAUACUUUUAUGUUUGUAAUUAUUUAAUCAUUAAAGUAUCAUUACAAAGAAACGUUAUUUUUUAUUUUUCAAACGUAUUUUUAUUUUAUUUUAAUGAAUAAAAUGUCCACGUGACUAUCAUUAUUGUAUAAUUCAUUUCAGAAAUCAUUUCCAAACUAAAAGAAUAAAAAUUCAAUUAAACUACUUAUUUUCGAUAAUUCGUCAAUAUACUUUACUUUAAACAACGUUAAUUUAAGUGAACUUGCAAAUUAUUUGCGUACUAUGAAUAAUAUGCAAUAAUAUUUUAAUGAAAUAUUGGCAAUGAGCCAUUGCCAUUCAUAUGUAUCAUGGUUUUGAUUAAAAAUAAAUUUUAUAAGACAAAACGUAUCGUAUAACAA